Messenger RNA from Drosophila rhopaloa, 1180 nucleotides. Its product is annotated as antigen 5 like allergen Cul n 1. The transcript has 2 exons. Bases 290 to 1132 code for a protein of 280 amino acids. Lineage: Eukaryota; Metazoa; Arthropoda; Insecta; Diptera; Drosophilidae. The record is from RefSeq and is a predicted model, not a curated record.
GGGAUUAUGGUUUUUUUAUUAGCUUAGUUCAGCUUUAGUUAAAUCAAUUGUUCGUCCUGGAGUGUAUAAUUGCGCUUUUGAUUAUUAAUCUAAUUGGUAUAUUUAUUUAUGAAUUCGAAAUUAAAAUUUGAAAGUAUAAACUUUACUGUGAAAAUCAAUAGCCAAUGUAGAAAAUAAAACAGAGCAUUUGUCAUGCUGUUUUUGAGCAGUUCAAAUGGAUUUUGCACCGUUUUAGUGAAUGCGUUUUCCCCAUUAUAAUUUUUAGUUUUACUAUUCCAACUGCCACCAGAUGUUGUUCCUUCUUCCACCCUUUUUAAUAGUCCUUUUCAGCCGGGGAGCGGUAUCCAUGGAUUACUGCGACAAGGAUCUGUGCCUGCCUCAGAUAACGCAUAUUGCAUGUCGAAAUUAUGGGGUGAGUCUGGAGUCUUAUACUAUAUCCAUAGUAAUUGCCUACAUUUUCCAGGAUUUUGAUGAAAGUUGUGGGAGUGGAGCCGUCAUUAUGCAGUUCCCUAUGAAUCUGAGAGCCCAGUUGUUGAACGUUUUGAAUGAUUUCCGUAAUACAGUGGCAUUGGGAAAGCAUUCGUCCUUUCGUCCGGCUGCCCGGAUGGCGACCCUCCGGUGGCACAAGGAGCUGGCCGGAUUGGCCAAGUUUGCCUUGAGGCGCUGUGAGAAUAUGGAUGAUUUCUGCAGCAAUACGCAUGAGUUCAAGUACGUGUCCUAUAUCUACGGCAGUAGCAGGUGGCUGCACCGGGAGAAGACCCCCAGAUCCAUCGUGGAAUUUGUGUUGAAAUAUUGGAUGGAUGAUAUGAAGGCCUGCACUAUGGCGCACAUCAAUGCCGAGAGACCGCCCAAAGAUGGACAAUGUCGUGGUUACUUCACCCAGUUGGUUCAAGAUCUGGCCGCCCACGUCGGCUGUGCCAUGAUGAUGCGACGGAGCCACAGCGACGGACUGUAUCAGUACGGACUCUUGUGCCAGUUUUCCCGCGGAAAGAUCGCCAAUGAGCUGGUCUACCGGGAGAGUUCGCAUCCGGGAAGUCGAUGCUAUGCGGGAACACACUCCACCUAUCAGGGUCUCUGUUCGCCCGAGGAGCAUGUCAAUCCCAAUGCUCUGCAAUUAGGCGCCCUCAAUUAAAUUAGUCACGUCGCGGCUAAUAAAUGUAGGAGUUAAGAUAGCUUUAGA